Messenger RNA from Suillus plorans, 2004 nucleotides. RefSeq lists its product as uncharacterized. Gene Ontology annotation, molecular function: ATP binding; protein serine/threonine kinase activity. NCBI's taxonomy places the organism in Eukaryota, Fungi, Basidiomycota, Agaricomycetes, Boletales, Suillaceae. The record is from RefSeq and is a predicted model, not a curated record. The coding region runs from base 1 to 2004 and encodes 667 amino acids. The transcript is spliced from 13 exons. Gene Ontology annotation, biological process: protein phosphorylation.
AUGGUUCGUUGCUUGGGAUGUUCUACUGCUUUUCCUCGACUGGACACCCCGACAUGUGGGAAAUGUUCAAAGCUUACAGCUGCAAGUGCAGCUGAUCACGAACAGAUUAUGCAACCACAGUGUGAACACUGUGGCUGCGUGUAUCCUUUCUUGCGCUCGCCGUCAUGUGCUGGAUGCAGAGACACUGACAAUGCCUCAAUGGAACCGUCAGGCAGUGGUGGCACUACCGCCGUUAGCGUUGCUCAGACAAUUUUACAUCGACAGAACGUGUAUAGCCACAAGGCAAGUCAGCAUCGACUAAACCAGCAACGGCCACAAAACCCUUCAUCGUUGAAUGCAAGUGAUGUAAAGCGAAAGGUUUCAGCUCUCAAGGCCAACGCUCGAGCAGCAAAGAUUGAUAUUGACUUCACUAUUCAGCAAUAUCUCUAUGGAAGCUCGAAGCCUUCCAAACUGGCCAUUCCGUCAUCACGAGUAACUUUCCCUACCUCGGAACUAGCUACUAGUGCUUUUGAACAGCUGGCUUCGAAGGCGAGAGGCCUGUAUAAUAGUACACCGCCCCUUUUAGGACUCUCCGACGUGGCUCUGGAUCUUAUGUUUGAUUGGCACACAAUUAAAUUUUGCACGGUACUCAACAACACUACCGUAAAUAUGAUUGAGGAACAAAAGUAUCUGGUGUCAGCAACUAUGGAAAGUCUCUACGGAAACCUCAAACAGGAUCGCAUGUUGUCCGAGAAGGAUGGAAAUGCGAAAACCCCGAAGAUCACACUUCGCCUGUUCCUGUAUGUCCCCAAGGCUGAAGAGGACAAUGAUAUCCAGGAAGUCCAACAGAACCGACACACGUCAACUCGGAGAUCAACAGCACCAAGUUCUCGUCAGAAGCGGAAAAGGUCUCCAUCAGUGUCACCUGAACGUUCACGGCCUGCUAAGCGCUAUCAGAGCUCAUACCGACCAAGAUGUUCUGCUACUGCGCCCACCACUGGUGCACUGGCACCACUUGAGUUCGAAUGCUUCAAAAUGAAUGAGGAAGAAGAAGAGAUCAUGGUUGCUAAAGGAUGGCAAGCUCACAUCAAGGCGGGAAAACCAUAUCAGGGUUACCUUGGUCAAGGAUUGACAAAAUUUGUCUUUCACACUAUGCUGUCCUUCAAUGUAAACGCAUUCGCUCGAGAGACGUUGACAAUGAAAAGGAUCUGCUGGGUGAACUGGAAAUUCUUCACCUAUCUCAGUAUUUUUUGGACUCGUUCUACAAAUGAGGGGAAGAAGAGAAUGUCCGCAAUCUUCCCAUGGAACAUUACUGGGGCAUUCAUUGGGAAGCUUACUCAAAAACUCGCCAAUGCUCCGAACAAUGGAGAAGAGGAUUUGCGCAGCCUCGUUUUUAGUUGCUUUAUGGUGCUCCCACUUCUCCCGACUGGUGCAUUGUGCAAUGAAAUCAAGUUUUCUGGAAAUGCAGAAGUAGGAGUCAAUAAUGACUCGCUCGGAAGUGCCGUAGAUGCAUAUGCUCAUCAUGUUGCUGUUGAUUCGAUGUAUGAGAUGAUCAUAUCCGAUAUUCAAGGAAUUGUCACGCCGGAUCGAUCUAUUGUCUUUUUUGAUCCACAGUCUCAUACUGCAAACGGCGACUCAGGCUACUGGGAUCAUGGAAAACCGGCAAUCUCAGAAUUUUUGGAGUCGCACAAAUGCAACAAAUUUUGCAACGCCCUCAGCCUUGACACUGAGGUUCCUCCUCUAAGUCUGUCCAAUACCAUCCACAAAGGCAGAGCAGUAUAUAUCACAAUGACUAACAUAAACUACAUUAAUGGUAACAUUGCGGCAAACACCUGCCAGACGUUCUCAAAAGUUAAGACAGUGAAUCCAAGAUCAUUGAAGAUUGAUUGUGCAGCAACACUAUACUCAGAGCCAACGAAACGCAAUUCUCAGCGCCAUAGUCUUCAUGCAGUGACAUUGCAAUGUUCGGGGAGACACCAGACGGUAGUAUUUUAUCACGGUCGUACCGAACAGUAUGGGUAUUGA